Messenger RNA from Lacerta agilis (Sand lizard), 1731 nucleotides. It is a transcript of the gene TMEM117, whose product is annotated as transmembrane protein 117. Bases 114 to 1652 code for a protein of 512 amino acids. The record is from RefSeq and is a predicted model, not a curated record. The transcript has 8 exons. NCBI's taxonomy places the organism in Eukaryota, Metazoa, Chordata, Lepidosauria, Squamata, Lacertidae. Gene Ontology annotation, biological process: intrinsic apoptotic signaling pathway in response to endoplasmic reticulum stress.
GGAGGCGACUGUCUGGCGUGGCGCGCGUGCCGCCGGAGCCGCGCGGGGAAGGAGAAAGGCCGGUCCUGGAGGGCAGCGUUCCUGCGCCGGACGCGGGGCUGAAGAUUCUGAGGAUGGCCAAAGACUUCCGCUACUACUUCCAGCAUCCGUGGUCCCGCUUGAUAGUGGCCUACCUGGUGAUCUUCUGUAACUUCUUGAUAUUUGCCGAGGAUCCAGUCUCUCACAGCCAAACAGAAGCAAAUGUCAAUGUCGUGGGGAACUGCUUUUCUUUUGUAGCAAACAAAUACCCCGAGGGAGGAGGCUGGAGGUUUUUAAAAGUGUUCCUGUGGCUGCUUGCCAUCCUUACCGGACUGAUAGCCGGCAAGUUCUUCUUCCAUCGACGCUUGUUUGGCCAAUUACUUCGAUUGAAAAUGUUCCGAGAGGACCACGGGUCUUGGAUGACAAUGUUCUUCAGCACAAUCCUCUUCCUCUUUAUUUUUUCUCACAUAUACAAUGUGUGUCUCCUUAUGGCGGGUUACAUGAGGGCGUACGUGGUAACAGACUUCAUGGGAAUCAGGAACGAAAGUUUUAUGAAGGUGGCAGCCGUGGGGACCUGGAUGGGAGACUUUGUCACAGCUUGGAUGGUCACAGAUAUGAUGCUUCAGGACAAGCCUUAUCCAGACUGGGGAAAGUCUGCCAGAGCUUUCUGGAAGAGGGGCAACACCAGGAUCAUUUUAUUCUGGACGGUUCUGUUUACUUUGACCUCAGUGGUUGUGCUCAUCAUCACAACUGACUGGAUCAGCUGGGACAAGCUGAACCGUGGAUUCCUGCCAAGCGACGAGGUUUCGCGGGCCUUCUUGGCUUCCUUCAUCUUAGUGUUUGACCUUCUGAUUGUCAUGCAGGACUGGGAGUUUCCACAUUUUAUGGGUGAUGUUGAUGUCAAUCUACCUGGGUUGCCUGCUGCGCACUUUCAGUUUAGAUUACCUUAUUGCAAGAAGUUUUUAAAGGAGGAGUAUCAUAUACAUAUAACAGGCAAGUGGUUUAACUAUGGAAUCAUAUUCCUUGUUUUGAUCUUGGAUCUGAACAUGUGGAAGAAUCAAAUAUUUUACAAGCCCCAUGAAUAUGGUCAAUAUAUUGGUCCUGGGCAGAAGAUUUACACAGUAGAAGACUCAGAAAGCUUGAAGGACCUCAACAGAACCAAACUGUCUUGGGAAUGGAGGUCAAACAACACUAACCCUUUGACCAACAGGACCUACGCCGAAGGCGACAUGUUUCUGCAUAGCCGGUACAUUGGUGCAAGCCUAGAUGUCAAAUGUCUGGCCUUCAUUCCAUGUCUACUGGCUUUCGCACUGUUUGGCUUCUUCAUCUGGUUCUUUGGACGAUUUCAGAAAACCGACCAAGGCAUGGAAAAUCUUGACAAAUCGUACACACGCAUGAAAAGGAAAUCGCCAUCCGAUGUGGCGAUGACGCGAGAGAACACCCAGGUUUUAGCAGAGGAGCCCUUAAGCUGUGAAGAUCCACAUUUUUUAUCCAUCAAGUCAGACUUGAGCGAGAUCGUCUUUAAUUCUUCCCUCCUGACGUCAGAAAACCUUAGCGCACAUUUAAAUGAACAGCCAAGCCCCCUGCAACCAAUAAGAGAUCCUCCCAUACCUAAGAAUAACUCUUUAACCUAAUAACAUCUCUUUGGGAAAGAGCGAAACAAGCAAUUGUGGUCAGAUUUCAUUGUUAACUUUUUUGUAAGUGACAGUUUAC